Mya arenaria is the source of this 1734-nucleotide messenger RNA. RefSeq lists its product as uncharacterized. Gene Ontology annotation, molecular function: tumor necrosis factor receptor binding. The transcript is spliced from 5 exons. The record is from RefSeq and is a predicted model, not a curated record. The coding region runs from base 1 to 1734 and encodes 577 amino acids. NCBI's taxonomy places the organism in Eukaryota, Metazoa, Mollusca, Bivalvia, Myida, Myidae. Gene Ontology annotation, biological process: immune response. Gene Ontology annotation, cellular component: membrane.
AUGACUGACCUUUUUACUGACUCGGAUGAGACUGGAAAUAUAUACCAACCAACUUCAGCAUCCAAACGACCCAGUAAUGAACACACGUCAAAAGAGCGGGAAACGAAGCGUGCAGUUCGAAAGAGACAAGUGUCAUUUUCAAAUGGUGCUGACGAAACCGAUGUUUCGGAAUUGCAAAGAUUACAAAGAACAAAUAGCAACGAAGAAGACUCGGUAAUUCAACAUCCGAAUAAUGCUCAACAACAAUAUUAUCAACAGCAUACGUCGUACGUACGUGUACCGUUUGAUGACGAAAAUAUGUAUAGCCUUCAAGGGAAAGCUAUUGCGCGAACGCGAAGGACUCGACGAUAUACAGAGGGUAGCAUUUACAACGUUGAUCGAGGUUUUGAAAGGCAUAUGCUAGAAAAUGAGAAAGGGAUGCGACACAGUAAAACUGCGCCAAAAAUUGUUAAACCCGAUGAAAGAAACUGUAAAUGUAAAGAAUGUUACGCCGAACAUCGUGAGAAGGUACUUAAUUAUUAUUUAGAUAACAUUGAUAGAGAGGAAAGAAUGCCCAACAGAAGUCAUAGUAUUACAUCAUUGCCUGAACAACAUAUUCGGCACAACAAUAAUAUAACUCCCUUUUGCCAAAGAUCACCUCAUUAUAACACUCAACAAGACCAUGUGGAUACAUUCGUACAGCUUGACAGUCAUUUCCAGCCCUACAUACAUCCGAUCUAUAAAUGCAACAAAUCUCGCUCAGUUGAUAUCUUAGAGCCUAUUGAGAGUGGUGAUGGUGAAGUUCCAAGAAUGGGAGGAGCCCCCUGUCGACCUUUGCCAAAAGUUGCUACUGGAAGUGAUGCGGGUACGUCUGGAUACGCACAAAUGAAUCCUUCGAGCAAUAAUUCCGAUCCAGUUUCCAGCGCCCAAAGUGAAAGCUAUCAAAUUAGCAAGACAGAGCUGUUGAAACAUCCAUUAUUUCGAAUUAUGUUGAUCUUGAAUGUACUUCUGCUCGUGGCAAUCACUGCAGGAUUAUCUGUCUACAUGUACAUACUAAAUAAAAAUCCUGAGAUACCUUUGCAAACUACUGUAGAUCCUGGCCGAUGUUUACCUUGUUCAGAGUUUCAGAAUUUGGCUUUAGGACUGCCGCUUGAUCUCGGCCUUAUUCUUGAUGAACAUAAUAAGAGUGUUUGUUGCGUUAGAAAGGGAGAGAACACUCUGAAAUUUGUCCUUAAGGCCAUAUCAACAAUGGAAAAUAACCGUACAGAUAACAACACACCUCGUCCAGUCCUACAACUAACGGCUGAAAAUUUAUCGUCUGAUAACACUAUUGUCUGGAGAGGCAAAGAUGGAGGGAAACUCGUCAUAUCGAACACACUUAAGCUCGUGGAUGGAGGCAAGGCUGUGCAAAUUAACCAUGGCGGAUUGUACUUCGUUUCCACAAAGUUGUCAUUUAUCUCCAAGAAAACAAGCAUUGAUGGAGAGUCGUUUGCCAUUGGUCAUCAGAUUCUAGUGGAUGACGAAACAAUCGAGGAGGCAUCCCAGAUGUGUUAUUUUCCACGAACAAAUAAAACGCUUGCUAUCGAGCAUGUUAGUACAAACCAGUUUGUCAAAAAAUUCAAAACACACGAUCAGGUCUCGGUGCAGUUUCUUAGGAUAAUUGACCACGCGAUGUUUAUCUCAGACAGUUGGUCAUAUGACCGUGAGAACGGAGUUCUUUACUAUUCUGAAAUAUCAGAGGAAAAGCGAAACUAA